This is a messenger RNA of Pyricularia oryzae 70-15, 2628 nucleotides long. RefSeq lists its product as uncharacterized. The coding region runs from base 1 to 2628 and encodes 875 amino acids. Gene Ontology annotation, biological process: transmembrane transport. The record is from RefSeq and is a predicted model, not a curated record. NCBI's taxonomy places the organism in Eukaryota, Fungi, Ascomycota, Sordariomycetes, Magnaporthales, Pyriculariaceae. The transcript is spliced from 4 exons.
AUGGCCGGAGACUCAAGGUUAUACAGCGGCAUACCCGUGCGCACGGAGGCGUGUUGCACACCGUCACCGCUGAACUUGAGACGUUCCCUGCUAGCGUGCGGCCUUCUUCUUGGUGCUCCGGCGCUGCUGCCAACCGUCGGCGCCGCCUACGUCGAGACGGCGCCAUGUUCCGGACAGGAGACUUAUUCGCUGGGCGGCGGGAUCGCGAUGGAACGGAUCGGGUUUGACGUUCGCGUGCUCAGUCCGGGGCAGUUCAUAUUCGACAAGAAAACCCGGGCGAACUCGACGACGUUGGAGGCCACGCUCAAUAUCAACUUUCCGAAUUUUACCUCCUGUGCAGAUAUCCCCAGCCGGGAUUGGGAUGCCUUGGUUUAUUUGCAACGGCCCGGGACGUCAAAGACGAGCAUUGUUCGCCAGGCCAACUUCACAUGCCAACCAAGUUGGUUGCCUGAUUUUUAUCCUGGCGUUAUUUCAACCUCCGGCAUCGAUUACGAUCUAGGGCAACUGGAGCCUAUGCCCUCGUUCGGUGUAGAGCUUUCCCUGGGCCCACUGCGGCAGGAACAGGUGAAUGCGACCUAUUGUUUGUACUUUGAGGUCAUGCCUGUCCUUUCAAAAGGUUCAAUACUGGGACUCAGGCUGGGUCCAAUAGCCAUCUUCACUCUUGUCCUGAUAGCCGGCGUCUUCGCUACUCUCUACUCUGAGAUGGAUACGCCAUCCGGCUCUUUACACCGUCGGUGGACUUCUCUUGAUGGGAUAUCGCCGUCCCGCGACAACAACUCGGCUGCCACCCGGCCCAUUUUGCCCGGGGUUGGAGAUUGUCUGCUGCAUUUGCAGUUUAUAUUCCUCAUGGGGGCCCUGACGCCCCAUCGGCCCACUGGGCAUCGCCAAGGGUACACAAACACCGUCAACGGCAUAUACGAGGUUAAUGGCACUCUUUCUGGCGGUACCCUUGGGUUUGAACUGCUCACUCAGAUCACGGGAGGGCCGAUGAGGAUGGAUAUUUGGUGGAACAUGGUCAUCCUGGCCGUCAUUGUCGCCCUGGCAACCGCGCUGCUCCUGCAGAUACCUCGAAUAUUGCCUACGAUUCGCGAGAAAUUCACAUCAACGCCGCCGAACCAACCUCCGCCGCCGACAAAACUCAGCGCGACCCGUACCGCAUGGAACGUGAUCAAGGUUGUCUUGAGCUACUUCCUCACGCCCAUCGUAGCCCUCUCGGCAUACCAGCUCUGCAACUUGUUCUUGCCCGUCUAUCACCUAGUGCUGGCGGCGCUCUUCAUCGUGGCUGUCGUUAUUUGCUUCAUAUGGAUGUCGAGGGUGGCCCCGAGGAGUCAGUUGGGAAAUCUACUGGUGGGAGGUACCAAAAGCCGUUACCGGGCUUUGCAUCAAAGGGAGAACAGCGGCGACCGAACCAUCACCCAACCGAACAAGCCCAACAACGACAAGGCUAGCGAGAUCAACCUCUUCACCAUGAUGUUCUUUGCCGUUGCCUUCAUCAGGGGAAUCACAAUCGGAGGCCUGCAGUCGUAUCCGCUUGCUCAGAUCGCCACACUUGGUGCGGUGGAGAUGGUCAUGUUCAUCAGCACCUUGUUUCUCCGACCCUUUGCCACUCGAGACUUGGUCAUAUCGGUGGGCACCUGUCUCGCCCGCUUCGCCGUCGUCAUGCUCACGGUUGUGUUUUUGAACCAGCUCGACGCAAAGUUCCAGACAAAGAUCUCGGUGGGAUACGUAAUCCUGGGAAUCCACUCGGCCGUUCUCAUCCUUGGUUGCGCCAUUCCAGCCAUACUUCGCUUGCUAGGUCUGGCUCGUGCCAACCUCAAGAAUGUGGAUGGAAAACAUGUUUACGGACUCGAUCGGCUCCACAGACGCAGCACCACUUUCAACAACCUAUCCCAGUUGGACGUUGGGCCAGAGCAUGACGGCAACCUUGCCCACAGCCCGUAUCUCGUAUCGCCGGCCUCAGUCCAUAGUCUUCACCCCUCCUUGGGCAAAGGCUCAACCAGAUCGGGCAGCCAGUCGACCCUCCGACCCGGCACCCGCGACCGAUUCUUCCGCGAACCCCGUGCGAAAACAUCCCUGACGUCACUCAAUUCCUCAUACAGCCCCAACAGCCCGAUAGACCGCAGCAAGCAGUCCUCGGAAGGCGAACGCGAUUCCUUGGGGCCGCUGAGGAAAGCCACGACCCUGAACCUGCCGACGGCCGGCCGCUCCUCCAGGAACCGCCGACACUCAUCCGCAUCGAUAUUAUCAGACGGGACGCUGGUCGACGCGUCGGAGCCUCCCCUGCCCCUCGCCCGGCCGGCCCUGGCGCCACGAUGGGGUGACUACUCGUUCCGCGAAGCCGACCUCUACUACCGACAACCGCCCGCCUACGAAGGCGCGAACGAGCACGACUGGUCUGCCGCGGCUGAUUCUUCGUCUUCGAACCGACAGGAAGGCCUGCGGAGCUUGAGCGCGGGGGUCAGCGUCUGGGCGCAGCUGACGGGAUCCAAGACGGCGGCUUCCUCUGGCGGUGGCGGUGGCGGAUUCGAGGUGCGCAGGCCGCCGCGCCCCGUCCCUGAGCAGUCUGGCAGGUCCGCCUCGGCUGGGACGUUCGAGGUCAGAAGGCCGCCCAAGCCUGCCCAGCAGUGA